AUGCAAAUUUGCCCGGAAAUAUCAUUUUGUCUAUUACAAGCCUGUAUUCGAUACCAACGAUCUUCACCAGAAUGUUUAACAAUAUCACGUUUUCGUAUACUCACUAAGCCAAUUUGUCGCGGUAAACGAUUGCCCAAAUUUUCGGUGAUCAAAAAAUGUAAUUGUGAAAAGGUGGAAGUACCAUUGGUAUUUGUGCCACCACCAUUUUCAGUAACCAAUAAUGGUGGUGAUGAUGAUGAUGAUGAUGAUGAUGAUGGUGAUGAUGAUGAUGAUGGUGAUGAUGGUGAUGAUGAUGAUGAUGAUGAUGGUACGGUGCAAUUAGCUCCAGAAAUUGCUGAUGUUGAUGCUGAUGUUGAUGUUGAUGUUGAUGCUGAUGCUGCUGAUGGUGAUGAUGUUGAUAAUGAUGUUGAUGUUGAUGAUGGAAGUAAGAGUGAUGACGAAACAACUGGUGGUACUGAGGAUGAAGAUAGGGAUAACAAUGUUGAAGUUGUAGAGGACGGGGCAGAUGUUGACGCUCUGGUCAUAGAAUGUCCUCGCCCAUUUAAUUCACAUUUGCUCAUUACAUAA
Messenger RNA from Acanthocheilonema viteae, 567 nucleotides. The record is from the annotation of a GenBank genome assembly. NCBI's taxonomy places the organism in Eukaryota, Metazoa, Nematoda, Chromadorea, Rhabditida, Onchocercidae.